Messenger RNA from Spodoptera littoralis (African cotton leafworm), 2292 nucleotides. The record is from the annotation of a GenBank genome assembly. Lineage: Eukaryota; Metazoa; Arthropoda; Insecta; Lepidoptera; Noctuidae.
AUGGAAUCAUCUCCGCUGGAUUUUGUUGCGCAAUCUUGCAUGGAUUUAACAGAGGCAAUAAAGGAGGUUCAAAGUGAGACUGAGCGCGAUACUCUAAUUACAAACCAUAUCAAGAAAGUUUGGUCUACAGUUACUCCGAUUGAAGACUUUAAGAAAAAUUUAGAAUGGGUAAAUGUGUCUGAAGCAAUAUCGUUAUCGCAACAUUGCUCUGACAAAGUUGUGAUAUUGGAUUUCUGGACUUAUUGCUGCAUCAACUGCUACCAUGUGCUGCCUGACCUGGCCCAUAUUGAGAAACUGCAUUCUGUUGAGAGUGGUCUAGUUGUGAUAGGAGUGCACUGUGCCAAGUUUUCAAAUGAGAAGGAAUCAGCCAAUGUAUUAGCAGCUGUACAAAGAUACAAUAUACAUCAUCCUGUAGUGAAUGAUGCCGACAGCUGCAUGUGGGAUGCACUCGGAAUAAAGUGCUGGCCCACACUACUUAUAUUAGGUCCUGGUAAUAAGCCCCUCUUUAUACUAACGGGUGAAGGUCAUAAAGAUGAAUUGGUGUGGUAUGUGGGCAUGGCGCUGGCGCACUUUGGAAGUCGCAUAUCUACGACUCCAUUACCCAUGGCUCAGACAAACCAUUUGAAAAGUAAAGAGGAAUCUAUCUUGUAUUUUCCUAGCAAGCUUGCCUUGAACCCGUUCUAUCGCGGUCGUGGCGACGAGCCUUUCCUGGCGAUCUCAGACACUGGCCACCACCGCGUGCUGCUCACUGACUGCGCGGGGGCCGUCGUAAGGAUUGUUGGGGGGAAGGAAGCUGUCUUCAAGGAUGGCAAACUGACCGAGGCCCAGUUCAACGCCCCACAAGGUCUGUGCUGGCUGUCCAGCAACGUGUUGGCAGUGUGCGACACCAACAACCACGCCGUGCGCGCCAUACACCUCGACGAGGGCACGGUGGAGGUACUCGCGGGGACUGGAGAACAAUCUGCUUUUGGGGAUUUAGGUGGCAAAUGCCUCGGCGUGCAAGCCCUCGCGUCUCCGUGGGAUGUGCUCCUGUAUUCGACUCCCGACAUGGACAUGUCAGUGCGACCACUCCUGCCACCCCCACCUCCCCCACCUAACAGCCAAACUGGGCCUGACAAGGAGAAGGAAGUGGCUAAAGAUGAAACGAAAGAAAAAGAAAAGAAAGACGAGAAACGCCGAGUGCUACUGAUUGCUUGUGCUGGUUCUCAUCAGAUUUGGGCUCUGUUCCUCGACACUACGAUUUGGUGGAAGUACAAGACAUUUACUGAAGGUACGUGUGUGUGUGUGGCGGGUACAGGCGCGGAGGCCGCCCGGAACAGCGCGUACCCCAACACGGCCGCAUUCGCGCAGCCUUCCGGACUCACGCUUAGAAUGGGAUCAAGUCCAGAAAUCUUCAUAGCAGACUCAGAAAGUUCGUCGAUCCGUAGACUGGCGCUGACGACGGGACAGGUUUCCACGCUGUGCGGCGGUGACCGUAACCCUUUGAAUCUCUUCGCUUUCGGAGAUGUAGAUGACACUGGUAUCGACGCAAAGUUCCAACAUCCUCUAGGCGUGGCAUACUGCGAAUCUUCAAAGACCCUCUACGUAGCAGACACAUACAACCAUAAAAUUAAAAAGGUCGAGGUUGGACCUCAAAAGGUUACCACAUUAAACCCAACAAUGAUAGAGACCACUGACCCAGCGCUAUUCAAUGAGCCUUCAGGGCUCGCCAUCACUGCCGACGGCAAAUACUUAUACAUUGCAGAUACCAACAACCACGGUAUCAAAAUCCUCAACCUAACAAAAAACGUGUGCCAAGACUUCAAAGUGCGAUUACAAGAACCUAAGUUCACUGAACCAGACAACUUGAUUCUGUACAAAAAUGACCUAUUUGUCAAUAGGAAAUGUGGUAAUCUGAUCAUUUAUUUCAACGUCAGUUUGGAUGCUGACACCAAAAACGUCAAGUUCACUCCAGGAGCGCCACAAAACUGGCUGGUGUGCAUUCGAGAUGAGAAUAACAAGGAUGUGACUCAAGAAGAUUUUGAAUUCAUAAGUUCUUCGCACAAAGGUAACAAGCUCCCUGGCCGAGUGGAAAUGAAACUUAAACAACGAACAGAUAAGUUCCUUUAUCGCUUGUACCUCAGUUUUCACACGGCGUUGUGUGACGCAGCCGUAUGUUUCUCACAUUCUUUUACGAUCCGAUCAACUAUUUUAGUUCGGGAUUCUGUCAAAAUGGUGGAGUCGUAUAAAAUUACUUGUAAAGUGAAUCCUGUUAAUAGACCGGAUACUAAAAAUAAGGAUGAACAGAAGUAG